UGUUAUUGUUCUUCAUCUCUACUAUGAUUUAUGCCCUAGUCUAGUUAUAGUUAUAAAAUAUAAAUACAUUAACACAUUCAAUCCUUUUUUUUGCUUUUUGGGUUGUUUUCGUUUUGCUUCGUUCUUCCCUUUUUUGUCCUCCUUUCUUCUCUUUAUUUUUUAUUUUUUGUUUUUCUUUGCUACCAUGAGCAGCCAAGGUGGCCUCGGCGGCGGCGGUGGUGGUGGGUCCAGAGCUUCGAUCCCAGAAAAUGCAAAGAGAAUGAUCCAAAGCAUAAGGGAGAUCACAGGGAAGCAACACAGCGAUGAAGAAAUCUUUGCAGUCCUCCAGGAGUGCUUUAUGGAUCCUAAUGAAACUGCCCAAAAGCUUCUUUAUCUGGAUACAUUUCAUGAGGUGAAACGAAAACGCGACAAGAAAAAGGAGACAGCUGGUGUACAAGGACGAGGAGGUCGGGGCAGUCGAGCGAACUAUUUCACAUCAUCUAGUAAAGAUGCUGGAGUUGCAAGGAAUUCAUCUGCUCGAAGGGAUAAUUGGGUUAAUCAUACCUCAGAUAGAGGUUCUGCGCCUUUGCCAGUAUAUCAGAAAGUGGAAAAUAAUGCAGCUUCUCGCACAAAAAAAACAACCACCUCUAUACCAAAUGGCACUACAACUUUACCAAAUGGGAGCUCCAGUUAUGGAUCCCAAUUGUCUGUCAAUGACGUUAAUGGUGAAGCUAAAGAUGGCUUACCUGCAAACAAGCCAGCAACUAUUUCAGUGCAACCAGAUGUUGCUGAACCUCCUGCCUGCAUUCCUGCUCCAUUAUUUGUCUCUUUGAUCCAAGGUCAAGAGAAGUCUGUGUCAAAUUCUAAUGGCUCAUCAUCUUCUUCCAGUUCUGCAACCGUCUCUGGUGUCUAUCCAUCUGCUUCUGAUCCUGUGUUUGUGCCAACCGUGUCGCAGCAUGCUGGUGCGGCGGGUACAAUAAAAUGUGAAAUUGGACGCCAACAUGAAGCUACUGAAAUAAACAAUAUUCAAGGAAACAAACAUGUUCCUGAUGAUAUUGAUGUAUCUAAGACCGAGAAAACAGCAUUUGAAGUUCCAGUUUCAAUGCAUGGAAAUAAGUCCCCCAGUAAAUCGGAAGCUGCUGAACAGGUUAAGGAAUCCAAUCUUAUGGAGUCCACCUCACUCCAAGUGGUCACAUCUGAGGUUGCAUCUCUCACUGUUAAAGACAUUUCUCAAUAUAUUGCCGAUUCAAAGGUUCCAAAUGGUCAACAUGUUACUUUUCCCACCCACUUCCAAGUCUCUGAAAAUGGCUUAACUUUUGGAAGCUUUGAUACUAGUUUUGGACUGGGAACAGAAAAUAAUAUCAGUAGAGCGGAGAUUAGCUCUGCAUGCCCUGUUGAAACUUCUCUGAGUAGUGAUGAACUUGCUGGAGAGCCAUCUUCUAGAAGCCAAGGUAUAUUAUCAGCUGCAGAAGGGGACAAUGCUGAUCAACCGCGAUCUCCUCCUGAGUUAGAGGAAGUGCCCAAACCAGAAGGCAAUGUUCCCUCUGUUGCUGAGUUGAAUGAUCAGUCAACUCAAGAAGUGCAUUUGCACCCUGAAGGUAAUCCGCCUAUCAUUCCAAAUGCCCCCAGCUAUGGGUUCGGCUUAACGCCAGCAUCUGCAGGCCACCUAUCACAGUUUGAUGGACCUGAGGCUUGGGUGCAUGAUGUUUCUCGCCUUGCAAACUUUGCUGGUGGGAAUACUCCAGUUCCAUCUGGUACUUCAACACCACCUCUUCAGAGCUCCGUUGGUGCAGCCCCACAAGCAGUUCACCUCUUCAGGCAGCCAUUUCCGCCUAAUUACUUCCCUUAUCCCCACUAUCUUCCCCCUUUUUAUAUGCAUGCAAUGCAUCAAUAUUUAACCCUUGCCGGUCUCCCCCAGCAACCAUCAACUGGCAAUGUGUACGUGCCUCCUGGAGCAGCUGCACCUGGGGUCAAGUUCCCUCUUUCACAGUUCAAGCCUGGAACUAAUGCUGGAAACCCAGCUCACUUUGCAAAUCCUUCUGGUUAUGGUCCAUUGACCCCUCCACCUGUUGGUUUCAAUUUGUCUGUUCCAUCAGUGACCUCUGGAAGUUCUAGCAGCAAGGAGGAUCUUGCAGCUUCGCAAUUGAAGGAAAACCAUAUAUACACAACUGGACCAUUGAAUGAAGGUUCGGCUAUCUGGAUGACUGCUUCACCUGCGCAAGAUUUAUCCAGCUUGCUGUAUAAUCCAUUGUACCCCCUUCACGGCCCCCAGCUUCCUUUCUCUCCUGCACAGGCCAGUCACGGUGCCAUUGCUGGACUCUAUCAGCCGUCACAAACAAUAGCUCCUCCUUCCAACACCAAUAACCUCCUUCAACAGUCUCAAGCCACGGAAACCGCGAUUCCUGCAUCCGGUGCUUAUCAGCAGUCUCAACUUGCACAAUUAAACUGGAACACUAAUUACUGAACCGUUAAAAUCUUACAACAACAACGACCCAACGUAGAAACACAUGGAGGAACUCUCAGUAAUGGGUGAAACUCUGAACUGUUCUUUCUUUUCUGGGGGUGUAAAUAUAUUAGGGUUUAUGUAUGGUGGGGAAAUAUCCCUUUGCCAUAUUAUUUCCCACCAUUUCUCUUAAUGUUGUUUCUUUUGGAACUUAUUAUUCACAUAAGAUGCUGAAUAGGAGGAAUUUGAAGAGAUGGAUAGAGAUAUUUAGAUUAGGUGAGAUUUCACCAAUUUUUCCUUUUAUUUUUCCAUUAUCUCACCUGUAUAUUAAAUUUUGAAUAGGGAGGAAAGAAUGAUACAAGCUGUGAUUGGUAUAUGGCAAGUUUCUUCUAGUUUCUUUUAA
Molecule: messenger RNA, 2825 nt
Organism: Gossypium raimondii (Peruvian cotton)
Lineage: Eukaryota; Viridiplantae; Streptophyta; Magnoliopsida; Malvales; Malvaceae
Product: GBF-interacting protein 1-like
Exons: 9
Coding region: 185-2443 (752 amino acids)
Cellular component (GO): nucleus
Source: RefSeq, a predicted model, not a curated record